Actinia tenebrosa (Australian red waratah sea anemone) is the source of this 775-nucleotide messenger RNA. RefSeq lists its product as uncharacterized. Lineage: Eukaryota; Metazoa; Cnidaria; Anthozoa; Actiniaria; Actiniidae. The record is from RefSeq and is a predicted model, not a curated record.
UGGGCAGGAACGGCCUUCCACAGCCACUUAAUGCGAAAAGCCAACUCUAAGUCCCUGAUGCUAGUGACUGCCUGUUCACCAAAUCCUUGCCAGAAUGGAGCGGACUGCAUAGCCGAUGAUAGAGGUCAUAAAUACAUAUGUAACUGCACCAAAGGCUUUACAGGAAUAAACUGCAAGAGGGCAGGAUGCAUACUCUUUGACUUCGAAGACGGAUUAACGGGUUGGACUCGCACAGGAACCGCCUUCAAUAACCAACCAACCUACGGUGACAAUAGCCUGGUUAGAAAUAGUUCACAGACUGCAAAUCUAAAAGGAGACUGGUACAUAGGAACAUACGAAAAUCGCCCCAGUCCCUCUCAUCCAGCUGGAGCAAAACAAGGUAAUAGACCUACAGGCACGAUGACGUCACACAAGUUUGUAAUCCAGGCUCCGUCGCUAACGUUUCUGAUUGGAGGUGGGUCCAACAGUAGCUAUGAAUGGGUCGAGCUUCAGAUUGGUGUAGCACUUGUUGCCAAAGCUUCCUCGUUGGAUGAUACGAAUAGCAUGAAGCCGAAAACGUUUGACGUCACAAGAUACCUUGGCCAGGUGGCUCAGCUGCGAAUCGUUGACGUGGGGACUAAAGAAUGGGGAUACAUUAACGUUGACCAUUUCCAUAUUUGCACCAAUUAAAAAAAGUAAAAAGAAAAGUUGUUGUUAAAGCUAAGUAAGCUUCCAAAAAUAUCUACUUUGCAACUCAAGAGCCACUCCAUGACAGGUUGGUGGGCGUUUGCUGUUU